Dryobates pubescens (Downy woodpecker) is the source of this 903-nucleotide messenger RNA. It is a transcript of the gene JMJD8, whose product is annotated as jumonji domain containing 8. Bases 1 to 819 code for a protein of 272 amino acids. Gene Ontology annotation, cellular component: cytoplasm. NCBI's taxonomy places the organism in Eukaryota, Metazoa, Chordata, Aves, Piciformes, Picidae. The record is from RefSeq and is a predicted model, not a curated record. The transcript is spliced from 9 exons.
AUGGCGGCGGCGCGGCGGCGCCGGCCGCUGCUCUCGCUGCUGCUGCCGCUGCUGCCCCUGCUGCCCCUGGCCCGGGCCAGGGCUCCGGGCGGCACCGACCCGCCGGACGGCGGCUGGCUGGCGGGCACGGUGCCGGAGGAGGAGCGGUGCACCGUGGAGCGGGUUGAUGCUUCCCUCACUUACUCCCUCUUCCUGCAGCGGUUCGCCUUCUCCCGGCCGGUCAUCCUCCGCGGGGUCACGGACAACUCGGCCUUCCGUUCCCUCUGCACCCGGGAGAAGCUGCUGGCGGCUUUUGGGGCCCGCCCGGUGCGGCUCAGCACUGCCAACACCUACUCGUACCGCAAAGUGGAUGUGCCCUUCCAGGAGUAUGUGGAGCAGCUGCUGAAGCCGCAGGACCCAGCCCAGCUGGGCAGCGACACCCUCUACUUCUUCGGGGACAACAACUUCACCGAGUGGGGUCACCUCUUCCAGCAGUACGUGGCGCCCCCAUUCCGCAUCCCUGGCACCAGCCCUGCCUACAGCUUUGGCGUUGCAGGCUCAGGCUCAGGUGUCCCCUUCCACUGGCAUGGGCCUGGUUACUCCGAGGUGAUCUUUGGCAGGAAGCGCUGGUUCCUGUACCCCCCGGAUCGGACUCCCCACUUCCACCCCAACGAGACCACCCUGGCCUGGCUCCACCACACCUACCCCACGCUGCCCCUGGCACAGCGGCCGCUGGAGUGCACCCUGCGCCCCGGGGAGGUGCUGUACUUCCCGGACCGCUGGUGGCACGCCACGCUCAACCUGGACACCAGUGUCUUCAUCUCCACCUUCCUGGGCUAGAGCUGGCAAGGCCAAGGAUGUGCCACCCCCAUCACAAGCGUGGUGAGACCCUGCCAGGGCGGCAGCUCUGGCCCUGCUGCGGCC